UUACUUUUUGGUAGUCCAUGUUUUAUUCAUUCCAUCUUCUGAAUCUUUUGAGUUACCUACUUAUCUGUUUAUAUACCAUUCUUAUAAUGAAAAUUUGAAGGGAAAAAAUGGACCAUGACAAUAUGAAGAAUGAUGAUAAAACAGCGGAAGAGAAGGCUAUUGAUGAUUGGCUUCCGAUAACUGCGGCGAGGAAUGCAACAUGGUAUCAUUCAGCUUUUCACAAUGUUACCGCCAUGGUCGGAGAUGCUGUUCUUAGCCUCCCAUUUGCUUUGUCUGAACUUGGAUGGGGACCUGGUAUCGUCAUACUUGUUCUGUCCUGGAUAAUAACCUUGUACACUCUAUGGCAAAUGGUGGAGAUGCAUGAAAUCAUUCCGGGAAAACGAUUAGAUAGAUACCAUGAGCUAGGCCAAAUGGCUUUUGGUGAAAAGCUUGGCCUUUGGAUUGUUGUUCCUCAGCAGCUUACGGUGGAAAUUAGUACAUGUAUUGUUUAUAUGGUCACCGGAGGCAAAUCGUUGAAGAAAUUCCAAGAAUCUGCUUUUCCAAAUUCAAAAUCUAUCAGAACUACAUACUUCAUUUUAAUAUUUGGCUCUUGCCACUUCAUACUCAGUUUGCUUCCCAGCUUAAAUUCCAUCUCUGGAAUUUCCUUGGCUGCUGCGUUCAUGUCCUUGAGUUACUCCACAAUUGCUUGGACAGCUUCGCUUAGGAAGGGCAUGUAUCAGGAGAAUGUGGACUACAGCUACAGGGACAAAACUACAAGUAGAAAUGUCCUCAACUUCCUUAGUGCAAUGGGUGAUGUAGCUUUUGCCUUUGCUGGUCACAAUGUAGUCCUGGAAAUCCAAGCCACAAUUCCUUCAACUCCUGAACAACCUUCUAAGAAACCAAUGUGGAAAGGUGUUAAGGUCGCAUAUAUCAUUGUUGCUCUUUGCUACUUUCCUGUUGCCCUUGUUGGAUACUUUGUUUUUGGUAACAGUGUAGAUGACAAUAUUCUAAUUACACUAGAAAACCCAAAUUGGCUUAUCGCGCUUGCCAAUUUAUUAGUUGUUUUUCAUGUGAUUGGAGGCUACCAGAUAUAUGCAAUGCCUGUAUUUGACAUGAUAGAGACCUAUUUGACGAAGCAAAAGAAAUUCAGACCUUCUAUACCUCUUCGCAUGGCUGUCCGAUUUACAUAUGUGGUGAUUACAAUGUUUAUUGGUAUGGCAAUUCCUUUCUUUUCUGGCCUACUUGGAUUCUUUGGUGGACUUGCAUUGUCCCCUACCUCGUAUUUUCUCCCGUGCAUCAUUUGGCUCAACCUCGUUAAACCCCGAAGAUUCAGCAUAUCGUGGUGGAUGAAUUGGACUUUCAUAGUACUGGGAGUUUGUUGAUGGUGUUAGCAGCUGCUGGUGGGCUCAGUACAUUAAUCUCUUCGUACAACACCUACAAGUUCUUCAGCUAGAUGCUAAUAUGUUCCUCUUUUUGGCAAAAUCAUCGGAACUCUGAGAUGACAAUCAAGGAAAAUAAAGAUACUUUCAAUAAAUCUUGGCUAUGUAUAUUGUUCGAAGAAAUAAAAUUCCCGAAUACCACGGUUCGAGCAUGAAAAUCUAAUACAUUAUAUGGCAA
Molecule: messenger RNA, 1596 nt
Organism: Daucus carota subsp. sativus
Lineage: Eukaryota; Viridiplantae; Streptophyta; Magnoliopsida; Apiales; Apiaceae
Product: lysine histidine transporter 1
Exons: 7
Coding region: 108-1361 (417 amino acids)
Biological process (GO): amino acid transmembrane transport
Cellular component (GO): membrane; plastid
Molecular function (GO): acidic amino acid transmembrane transporter activity
Source: RefSeq, a predicted model, not a curated record